AUGACUCUUUCUCCAUGGUUCUUGGCAUUGGGGCUGUAUCUGACUCUCUCCAGCCAAAUUUCAGCAGAGGAGAGUCUGGGGAGGCCGUUCAUUCUGAGCGCUGUGGAGGAUGCUAAGAGGAUGGUUGAUGAAGCCUACAAAUACUCACGUGAAGAGAGCUUGGCCCGUGUGCAGAAGCGCUCGGCCAGCGCUGCAGACGUCCUUCGCCUGCUGAAGCAGCCGGCCCGGGACACGCGCUCAGCGGUGCGAGCUGCAGACUACAUGGAGAACACGCUGAGGCUGAUCCAGGAGAGGGCGCACCACGCCCACAAGCGCUCCCUCAACGCAACAGAUCUGCUGACUGCAGACGAGCUGGGGACGAUCGCCCGUCUGACUGGCUGUGCAGCACGAGUCCAGCCCCCAUCCUGCCGCACCACUCCAUUGGUCAACAAGUACCGCACCGCCACCAGCGUCUGCAACAACCGGAAAAACCCUCGACUUGGAGCCUCAAACACACCCUUCACCCGCUGGCUUCCUGCUCAGUAUGAGGAUGGGGUUUCCCAGCCCAAAGGGUGGGACCGCAGCCGGCUCUACAAUGGCUUCUUACUGCCUCUGGUGAGAGAGGUCUCCAACCGGAUACUGAGCACACCCAAUGAAGGAAUAGAGAGUGAUCGGAACUACACUCACCUGGUGACCCUCUUUGGCCAGUGGAACGACCACGAUCUGACCUUUACCCCCACCUCACCCAGUAUUCGUUCUUUCAGCAAUGGCAUCAACUGCGAUGAGAGCUGUGAACAGGCUGAUCCCUGCUUCCCUAUUCGGAUCCCAGAUGGAGAUCCCCGUUUUGGCUCAAAUUCUGACCAGUGCAUCCCACUGUUCCGCUCUGCCCCAGCAUGUGGGACAGGGAACACUGGCUACGUCUUUGGGGCGAACAAUGUGCGGGAGCAGAUCAACUCGCUGACGGCCUUCCUGGACGUGGGCCAGGUGUACGGGUCAGAGGACGCACAGGCACGAGACCUGCGCAACCUCACCAACGAUGAGGGUUUGCUGCGAAUCAACCAGAGAUUCACCGACAAAGGCCGAGAGCUCCUACCCUUCUCUACCAUGCCGGUUAACAUGUGCGCCACCCGCCAGAGGAUCACCAACACCUCUGGCUUGGAAGAGGUGCCCUGCUUUGUGGCAGGUGAUGGCAGAGUGAAUGAAAACAUCGGCCUCACCUCUUUGCACACACUUUUCUUGCGUGAGCAUAACCGCCUGGCACACGCCCUGCGUCGGCUAAACCCGCAGUGGAGCAGCGAGACGCUUUACCAGGAAGCGCGCAAGAUCAUGGGCGGUUAUCACCAGGUGAUCACAUUCCGGGAUUACCUUCAGCACAUCGUGGGUCCCGAUGCUGUGGCUCGCCAGCUCUCCACCUACCCCGGCUACGAUGAGAACGUGGACCCCAGCAUCUCCAACGUCUUCGCCACGGCUGCCUACCGCUUUGCCCACCUGGCCAUCCAGCCCUUCAUGUUCCGCCUGGACGAGAACUACAACGAGCACCCGCAGUUCCCCAGCGUCAUGCUGCACAGGGCCUUCUUCGCCCCCUGGAGGCUGAUCUUUGAAGGUGGGAUAGACCCCCUGAUUCGGGGGCUGGUGGGCCGUCCUGCCAAGCUCAACACGCAGGAUCACAUGAUGGUGGAGGCCCUGCGGGAUAGGCUCUUCCAGUUCACCAGCCGCUUGGCUCUGGACCUGGGCUCUCUGAACAUGCAGCGUAGCCGCGACCAUGGCAUCCCUGGCUACAACGCAUGGCGGAGAUUCUGCGGCCUGUCUGAGCCACAGACCCUGGACGAACUGGCCGAGGUCAUGAACAAUACUGACCUUGCCCAGCGGCUGCUUCAGCUGUACGGAACCCCCGCCAACAUCGAUGUGUGGCUGGGGGGCGUCUCAGAGCCCUUCGUGCAGGGGGGGCGUGUGGGCCCCCUCUUUGCCUGCCUCAUCGCCACCCAGUUUCAGAGGAUCCGUCAGGGAGACAGGCUGUGGUGGGAGAACGAGGGGGUCUUCACCAGCAGACAGAGGGCUUCCCUGGCCAGCGUCUCCCUGGCCCGCAUCAUCUGUGACAACACCGGCAUCACAGAUGUCCCCAGUGACCCCUUCCUGUUCCACCCCCGUGGGGCCGGCUAUACCCGCUGCCAGGACAUUCCCCCCUUUGACCUCACCCCCUGGUUUGACGCAGGUGACUGUUGCCACACAUCUGCACGAUCUAAGACCCAGCAGUCGGCCUUCGCUGUACGUCUAGGAUAUAACUACCCCAACCCCAACCAGAUUAUUGUCUUCCAGGAGGCCAUCUACAAUGGGCAGAACCACUACAGCACGCAGACAGGGGUGUUCACAUGCGCAGUGCCUGGGGUGUACCAGUUUGAGUUCUUCUGCACUCUGUACCAGAACGUGGGCAACAUUGACCUGCAGCGGAACGGGAAGCUGGUGCUGCACUCUUUCACCACCCAGCAGAACGGCUACAUCACCGCGUCCGGGGGCACCCUGCUGGAGCUCAGGAAGGGGGAUCGCGUUUGGCUACAGGCCAACUACGGGGGCAACGGCAUGACCUCCGACAGCUUCUUCUCUGGAUACUUACUCUUUACGGUGUAG
Molecule: messenger RNA, 2604 nt
Organism: Megalops cyprinoides (Indo-Pacific tarpon)
Lineage: Eukaryota; Metazoa; Chordata; Actinopteri; Elopiformes; Megalopidae
Product: eosinophil peroxidase-like
Exons: 13
Coding region: 1-2604 (867 amino acids)
Biological process (GO): response to oxidative stress
Molecular function (GO): protein binding; heme binding; peroxidase activity
Source: RefSeq, a predicted model, not a curated record